This is a messenger RNA of Anoplopoma fimbria (sablefish), 1026 nucleotides long. Its product is annotated as free fatty acid receptor 4-like. The record is from RefSeq and is a predicted model, not a curated record. Gene Ontology annotation, molecular function: peptide binding; G protein-coupled receptor activity. The transcript is spliced from 3 exons. Lineage: Eukaryota; Metazoa; Chordata; Actinopteri; Perciformes; Anoplopomatidae. Gene Ontology annotation, cellular component: membrane. Gene Ontology annotation, biological process: G protein-coupled receptor signaling pathway. The coding region runs from base 1 to 1026 and encodes 341 amino acids.
AUGGAUAUAAACCCUCACGCUAACUUUCUCCACUUAGGAAACUUCACCUAUUUUUCCUUCUUCUCUGAGGUGCACCACUCAGCUCAUGUUGCCACCACCGUCGUCGAGACCCUGGCUAUCGCAGCUGUAUUCCUGGUCUCCGUGGCAGCAAAUGUGGGAGCUGCAGCCAUGGUAAUGUGGGAACGCAGACUGCUGACCAACAAGGCCAUCCUGACCCUCAACUUGUUUGUGGCCGACCUGCUGUUUGUCAGCAUGAUCCCGCUGAUCGUGGCAGUGCGGUGGACGGUGUCCUGGACGCUCGGGUUUACGGCCUGUCACAUUGUGCUGUAUGUCAUAUGCAUGGGCGGCUGUGUCACCAUCACUACCCUGGCCACCAUCAGCGUGGAGAGGCUGCAGGCCAUCCUCCGACUGCGGACCGUGCCCACUUUAAACCGCGGGAUGGUGACUGCCACCCUCUUCUUCAUCUGGGCCUUUUCUGCUUUCACCGCCGUACCCCUCAGUCUGUUCUUUACUGUGGUUGAAGUGGAUUUCCCUGAGAAGGAACAUGUUCACAUUUGUACCCUGAAGUGGCCAGACAACACUGCAGAGAUUGGGUGGAAUGUGGCCUUUGCUGUCCUGUGCUUCCUUCUACCAGGAUUCAUAAUUGUGGUUAGUUACAGCAAAAUAUUAAAGAUUGCUAAAAGAUGUCGGCUAAGGCUCCGACCCAGAAACAGCCAGUCCCCAGUUGGAGACUCUCUAGAGUACCAUGUCUCCCGCCAGGAUAUGAAACUCUUCCGGACCCUUCUGGUCCUCAUGUUCUCCUUCUUAAUCAUGUGGAGCCCCAUUUUCAUCAUCAACUUCCUCAUCGUGGCCAGAAACUUCUUGGCUCACCUAAAUGUGUCCUCUACCAUGUUCUUCUGGGUGGCAACAUUCACACUGGCCAACUCAGCCAUAAAUCCCAUCCUCUACUCGGUCUGCCAGUUCAAGAACAGCUGGCGCAGGUUCUGCUGUGGCUCUGUUGUAGCACCACUGAGAAAAGCACCUUGA